AUGGAAAUAGCCAUGCCUCCCUCAGCCAGGAGGAUUAUGCCGAGCAUGCAUAACCUUCUUGAAACCUUAUACACGAAGAAAUGCGAAGAGUUGAGGAUUCAAUUACAACCAGACCAAAUGGGGAGAUUCCAAGAAAGGGUCUUGAGCCAAUACUCAGGACACACCAUUGAUUUAUCGGAGCUAUCUUUGCCUGCCAAUUGCACAGUCUUGAUCAAUAAAGUUGUUAAGAAUGUCCCCUUUGUUUGUUCUUUCACAAAAUCCCCUUUAUGA
This is a messenger RNA of Paramecium tetraurelia, 270 nucleotides long. RefSeq lists its product as uncharacterized. The coding region runs from base 1 to 270 and encodes 89 amino acids. The transcript has a single exon. Lineage: Eukaryota; Ciliophora; Oligohymenophorea; Peniculida; Parameciidae. The record is from RefSeq and is a predicted model, not a curated record.